Messenger RNA from Tripterygium wilfordii, 1603 nucleotides. RefSeq names its product E3 ubiquitin-protein ligase RHF2A-like. Bases 151 to 1281 code for a protein of 376 amino acids. The record is from RefSeq and is a predicted model, not a curated record. Gene Ontology annotation, molecular function: ubiquitin-protein transferase activity. Lineage: Eukaryota; Viridiplantae; Streptophyta; Magnoliopsida; Celastrales; Celastraceae. The transcript has 9 exons.
AAGGCGCGUUACCGUCUCCUCUCUCUCUUCCCUUUAUUAUCAAUAUCAUUCCCUUCUCUGAAUUCCAGGGGUUGGGAUCUUGAUUGAGUUUCAUGGCCGUUCUCUGAAUUUCUUUCUCGACCCAUUAUCUGGAACGUCUCCAAUUUCUCGAUGGAGGUUCCAGAGAACGAGUCAAAGAAUCCUGAUUGUCACAUGACAUCGGCUGUGGCUUUUGUGGAUGGGGGAAUUCAGGACGCCUGUGAUGAUGCUUGUAGCAUAUGCCUCGAGGAGUUCUGUGAAAGUGAUCCGUCAACGGUGACAAGUUGCAAACAUGAAUUUCACCUACAGUGCAUCCUUGAAUGGUGCCAGAGAAGCUCCCAGUGUCCCAUGUGUUGGCAAUCAAUUAGUCUGAAGGAUCCCAACAGUCAAGAGUUGCUGGAGGCAGUAGAGCGAGAGAGGAACUUUAGGGCUGCUCCACCAAGAAACCGAACUAUAUUCCAUCACCCUACUCUCGGUGAUUUUGAAUUGCAGCAUUUGCCAGUGGGCGCAAAUGAUUCUGAACUUGAAGAGCGGAUAAUGCAGCACUUGGCUGCUGCUGCUGCAAUGAGACGGGCUCACCAUAUUGGCAGGAGGGAUGGCCAGAGGAGUCAGUCAUCUGCCCAUGGCCGUCAACGCUUCUUGGUCUUUUCCACUCACCCCAGCACGCUACCUUCUGAGUCUGUUUCUUCCUCUGAUUCUCAAUUAGGAGAGGGAAGUGAGUCUGCAGCUAGUCCAUCUUCUUCACUUAUAUCUCGUGGAGAUGAACCAUCUCAACAGAUUCCACGACAUGCUUCAGUUCAAGCCAUUCAAAGUUCUUUAACAUCUGGAUCCAAUGUCAGGGGUUCUAGUCGAUCCCCACCACCAAAUCAAGAUAGAGCAGGGCCAUCAGAACUUCAAUCCUUCUCAGAGUCUCUAAAAUCUAGAUUUAGUGCAGUAUCAAUGAGAUACAAAGAGUCCUUUUCAAGAAGUACGAGAGGGUGGAAGGAAAGACUAUUUUCUCGCAACAAUUCUAUGUCAGAGCUUGGUUCUGAAGUGCGGAGGGAAUUGAAUGCUGGAAUUGCUAGUGUAUCCCGAAUGAUGGAGGGCCUUGAAACCAGGGAAAAUAGUAUUGCCAAUGACACCUCUGAAUCGAUUCGUUUGGGUGAUGGUAGUUCAGGUACGGAGCACAUCAACCGAAACAAUGGUGAGACUCCUUGCCCAUUGGAUGAAGGCAAGACACCAGCUUCUGGUGCUACAAGUUCGGCUUCUAGUUUAAGUAGUUGAAUAUUGCUUCAGCAAUGACAUCUAUGCUCAGCAUUUCAUCUUUGAAGUUUCAGGUUAUACAGUCAUUUCCUCAGAAAUGAAAUGCUGAGCAGAAGAUGGUUUUUGCAGUUAUGGGCCAGCAACUGUCGCUGUGAAUGAAGUCUGAAUUCUGAAACCAAAUUAGGGGGGAAGCUUUGAGGGGAAAUUCUUAGUGUCUGGACAUUCACAUUCACAUUCACGAAUGGGUGUAUGUAUAUAUGUAAAAGAAAAUGUCUGGAUGAUUACAUUUUGGCUCAGACAAACAAAACUUGAGGCAUAUUAUGAUAUAUCUUGAUCUGUUCAA